CUAUGUCUAGCGCACUACUGCGAUCUUCAUGGACCAACACCUCUCAUGGUCACUGAAGGCCUGCCAGUACCAUGCGCACAAUGUUGUGAUGAGAGUACCGAACCUGCACGCCCGCAAACAAGUGCUGCGUCGCCUGGUUCGCCAGCAGUCGUUACAGAUGCUCUGCGAAAAAUGACACUUGGAGCCUCCCGUAGUUCCUCUAUCCCUGCAUCCGAUCAAGAUAUGCAAAUGCACCGUACAUCAUUACUACGAGCGUCGAAACUUGGUCCCAAUGGUACGGCUCACCCAGCUUCCGUAGCAUCUCCUAUUGCAGGCUCGGCAAUUCAGACGCCCCCCCAGAGUCCCCGAAAUGUACCCGAAGGCUUCCCCGAAGCGAACGGCAAGGGUAAUAUGCGCCGCGAUCCAAGUUUCCAUCGAACCUACGACGACUCCGACACGAAGCGGGCAAACCCAUGCCAAAACUGUGCACUCACACUCCCUAAGCGACAGGAACCAAAGAAGGGAAAAGAUGGAAGCACAUCCGGAACUGCGGAAUCCAAGUCUGGUCAUAGGGGACCUACAUUACGAACCCGCGCACCCUACGCCCGCGUCUAUGGAGGCCAGGGUGAAAUUAGCCCACCCAAUUCCAACCCACAAUCUUCCUAUACUUCGGAUGCGGAAGAAGAGGUAUUGUCUACGGAUACUGCUAAGCGCCCAGCCACGUAUCGCCGACCGACUACCUCGACUUCACAUUCGAGUGUCUCGUCUCGGUCUAGUGUCACACAGCACACACACUACUUGGAUUACACCUCCACGCAUGAAUCUGUCGUUCCAACUACCUUUUCUAUAGUUCGCGCCUCCUGCUUAAGGACAUUAUCUUUCGAGACGCUCCCUCGGCGACCUGAAACUGCACAGGCAGGCCAAUUACCGGGCAUCCCCCCACCCUUCCCAUCUCCGUCAACCGGUCACGGCCCAGGUUAUAUUACGACUACACCGAAUCCUCAAUCAGCUGCUAAUGGCGGGCCGAUAUUCUUUGGUGACCCCCUCGCAGGCUACACAACUGCGUACAUAUUCCGAAUUCCCGAUAUGCACGCCCGUGGACGUAAGAGGGUCUACGCGUUUUUGGCGCUUAGUACGCACCGCGAGCGCCUCGCUAUGAAGACAUUUAGUUUCGUAUCUGCUGCCUUCCGUGACCUUGCAAACUGGAUCCAAGAGUUAGCCGAAGCUGAAGCCGAGCGGGACCGCGAACGCGAGGAGGCCAAUAGUCCGAUUGCUGCGCUGAACGCUGCAUAUGGGAAUGGUGGAUUUGGCGAGGGCCCGCGUGACAGUGGCAUCGGCCUAGGUCUGGGAGGUGGAUUCGGUACCAACUUGGACCGCGAUCGAGAACGGGAUAGAGCCAACGACACGAGCAGCUUCCUAACUGGCGGCGGUCGCGGCGGCUUCAUGCAGCGCAUGGGCGGGUCUAUGGGCCCCGGUGGGUUUGCGCCUAAGGCUCGCGGUCUUGCAGAACUAGUGGGGCUCCCCGAUUUCUUCAUCGAGUUGCAUUCUCGUUUUGUGCAGUUGCUGCUGGAAUUGGGCGUUGUGCUCUCUUCCUGAUCACGGCCUGCCUAUGACCGGUUAACACGAGACCGAGUUAACAACUCACCACACACCAAAGACGAGGUGAAUACUUAGGAGAGGAGGAUAUACCCAGGUUUGCUGAGUGUUGAGUGGAGAUACCCCCCCGCGAGCGUCCUUCGAUUGAUUGCAAAGCACUUGCUUGAGUUGUUAGUCAGGGUUAUUCGUUCGCAGAUGGAGCCCCUUGGCGCGCAUAAUACCCACACAUGUCGAUUUGUGCCCUGUUUUUACUUUACGCCCAAUAAAUCGCGUUACCUCAUUUUUUUAUUUCCCCCCCACCCCUUCCAAGAGGGAGAUACCCACUUUGUAUUAC
Molecule: messenger RNA, 1909 nt
Organism: Hypoxylon fragiforme
Lineage: Eukaryota; Fungi; Ascomycota; Sordariomycetes; Xylariales; Hypoxylaceae
Product: vesicle coat protein
Exons: 1
Coding region: 46-1575 (509 amino acids)
Biological process (GO): positive regulation of TORC1 signaling; positive regulation of GTPase activity
Cellular component (GO): cytosol
Molecular function (GO): GTPase activator activity
Source: RefSeq, a predicted model, not a curated record